Messenger RNA from Grus americana (Whooping crane), 6688 nucleotides. It is a transcript of the gene AMOTL1, whose product is annotated as angiomotin like 1. The transcript is spliced from 16 exons. Lineage: Eukaryota; Metazoa; Chordata; Aves; Gruiformes; Gruidae. Gene Ontology annotation, cellular component: cytoplasmic vesicle; bicellular tight junction; plasma membrane. The record is from RefSeq and is a predicted model, not a curated record. Gene Ontology annotation, biological process: regulation of cell migration; establishment of cell polarity involved in ameboidal cell migration; hippo signaling. Bases 1003 to 3912 code for a protein of 969 amino acids.
ACCAUGUAGAUUUGAAUCCUGUCCCAAGCAAUGCCGCCUGACGCCCGUUUUCACAACACAGACCCCUGAGCCAUCGCCGUGCAGGGGGAGCAGCACCAGAGCUGGGGGGGGAAGGAGACGCUGGGGCCGGGCAAACUCACCGCAGGAGAGUGGGGUACGGCCGACAGGGUGAGGAGAGACCUCUCAAGGUGCUUCUGACUCAACGGAAAACCCAGGAAGAUACCUGCCAUCCUUAUCAAGAUGUAACUAGCCCAGACACUGCUGCAUCACAUCAUUUUUUCAGCCUGUAUCACCGAUGACUCACCCUCCAUUUACAGCAGUCAGGGACUAUUUCACUCUACCUUUCCUCCCGGCCACAGGCCACCCCACAACCUGUGCAACCCACCAAGCUUCAGAUCAGCUCUUCCAGUGCUGUGGAUGCUUUCAAGACUGUGCCACUCCUUCUCCUAGGCACUCCCUGUACGUGCUGCUGCAAACCACCAAGAAAGGCAGGAUUGAAAGCAGGCAGCCCAGCAUCUCCGUUAGCUUUGAUGUUUGGGACAUAUGAAUUAGCAAAGCCUCUCUUCAAGGCGAUCUCCUCGCAGGGCCACUGCUGAUCAUUGAGGUAUUUAUAUGGCCGGUUGGUGUUUUUUUCCUCUCCUGCACUUCCGCGGGUUACUUUCCCAAAGAUAAUUAUAUGACUCAGGAAGACAAACGCAUACCUUGCAUACUUGUGGGAACCAUAAUGCCGAUAGUUGGUGUAGAGCAUUUUGAAGCUCUUUGAACACACAAGAGCAGCUGAAUUCCCGUGACUUACCUACCCAAACUGAAGCAAGUCCAGGCAAUGGCUGCAUAGUUUUUGUUGAGCCCUUACCCAACAGAGAACAAGCGUCUCCCCAAGAAAGCUUUGGUCUUGCAGCACCGGGACACGGACACUUUUUCUCGCCAGAGAAAUCACGGGUAUUUUGUCAGAGAGAGCAGCAGAAGGCAUUGAAAGCAGAUCUUUGAUGCUGCAGAUCAGAGAUGGACCCUGGUGAAAACUGGAACCUGGAUGAAACCAACUGGUUGUCUCAUGGUGGGAUCCAUCCCUUUGCCAGUGUGAAAGGAGACAAUGAGCUCUCCGAAGGUGCCCCAGCCCUGUUUGCUCUGGAUCAGCUGGGCUCCACAUCUGUUUGUUAUAAGCCUACUAGCCCAGUCCAGGUACUGGAAGACACUGGCUUUCUUUACCAGGAUCACCAGUUGUUUGCUGGCAGGCAUGAAGUUUCUCUGCUAACAGCUGAAGCCGUCAGUGCCAAAGAAAAAGCUGCCGAGGAGGCCCUCUGCACCCUGCGCCCACCCAGCUUCCGCCGGGUCCCAGAGGCGGAGAUGCGAGGGACGGAGGAGGUGGCAGCCGGCACCGUCCUGCAGCGCCUGAUCCAGGAGCGGCUGAGGUAUGGCAACCCCAGCGAAAACAUGAACCUGCUGGCCAUACAGCACCAGGCGACGGGCAGCGCCGGCCCCUCCAACAGCACUGCCAGCACUCUCUCUUCCGCAGAAAACCUCGUGCCCGAAGAGCCGCCAAUGGUCCAGCCGUCGGGGCGGCAGGAACCUCAGGGGCAGGAGCACCAGGGGGACGGUGCUGCGAUGGAGAAGCAGCCCCGGGCCCCGCAGCCCCCACACAGCACCGAGGAGCUCCCCACCUACGAGGAGGCCAAGGCCCAGUCUCAGUUUUUCCGAGGCCAGCCACAGCCGACAGCCACUACUGCCGCGCCGGGUUUUUAUGGCGCAUCCGGCCAGAAGUCCAGGACGGAGGGGAGGCCGACGGUGAAUCGGGCCAACAGCGGGCAGGCGCAUAAGGACGAGGCACUGAAGGAGCUGAAGCAGGGCCACGUCCGCUCGCUGAGCGAGAGGAUCAUGCAGCUCUCGCUGGAGAGGAACGGGGCCAAGCAGCAGCCCCCGGCCCCAGUGGGCGGAAAGGGCUUCAAGGCAGCCACGCAGCCCAGCAAGGCCACGGACCCGCGGGGCCCGCCACCUGAGUACCCCUACAAAGGCAAGACAGCAGCUCCCGGCAGCAAGGUGCAGGAGCACGGGCUCUUCUACGGCGAGCAGCCAGCACAGGAUGUCCUCAAGGCCUCCUACGCUGCCCCCCCGCCCGCCCGGGCAGAGGUGGCCCUCGUCCGCUACCAGCCGCCCCCGGAGUACGGGGUCAGCAGCCGACAAUGCCAGCCGCCCUUCCCACCGCCGCCGGCCCAGCAGCACAGCCCCAUGUCCUCACAGGCCACCACUGCUGCUGCCGGCCCUCUCCUCCCAGGAGCCUUGCCACAGCUGCCAGCCCCCACCGCUGCCCAGCCACCGACGCCGACACCACCGGGCCAGCAGCUGACACCCGACGCCUUCGCCAUUGUGGAACGGGCACAGCAGAUGGUGGAGAUGCUGUCUGAGGAGAACCAUGUGCUGCGGCAGGAGCUGGAGGGGUACUAUGAGAAGGCAGACAAGCUGCAGAAGUUUGAAAUAGAGAUUCAGAGGAUUUCAGAAGCUUAUGAGGGCCUGGUCAAAACCACCACUAAGAGGGAGUCUCUGGACAAAGCGAUGAGAAACAAACUUGAAGGAGAAAUUAGGAGACUUCAUGACUUCAACAGGGAUCUCCGUGAACGACUGGAGACAGCCAAUAGGCAGCUAGCCAGCAGAGAGUUCGAUGGGCAUGAGGAUAAGUCAACAGAAGGCCUUUAUGUCACUCAGAACAAAGAGCACUUGAAGGAGAAGGAGAAGUUGGAGAUGGAGCUGGCAGCUGUGCGCUCUGCCAAUGAGGACCAGCGGAGGCACAUCGAAAUCCUUGACCAGGCCCUAAACAACGCGCAAGCCAAGGUCAUCAAACUGGAAGAGGAGCUGCGCAGGAAGCAGGCCUAUGUGGAGAAGGUGGAGAAGCUGCAGCAGGCACUGACGCAGCUGCAGGCAGCCUGCGAGAAGAGGGAGCAGAUGGAGCGGCGGCUGCGCACACGCCUGGAGCGGGAGCUGGACUCGCUGCGGAUGCAGCAGAGGCAGGGCAGCUACCAGGCAAGCAGCCUCCCGGAGCACAAUGCCCCAGCCCUGAUGGAGCUGGUGCGGGAGAAGGAGGAGAGGAUCCUGGCCCUGGAAGCUGACAUGACCAAAUGGGAGCAGAAGUACCUGGAGGAGAGUACCAUCAGGCACUUUGCCAUGAAUGCUGCGGCCACAGCUGCAACGGAGAGGGACGCCUCAGCCCCGAGCCACUCACGCAACGGCAGCUACAGUGAGAGCGCGCUGGAGGUGCGGGGCUGGCAGGAGGAGGAGGAGAUUGUGCAAGCCAACCGGCGCUGCCAAGACAUGGAAUACACAAUAAAGAAUCUCCAUGCAAAAAUAAUUGAGAAGGAUGCCAUGAUCAAGGUCCUUCAGCAACGGUCACGGAAGGACCCUGGGAAAGCCGACAGCGCCAGCCUGCGACCGGCUCGGUCCGUCCCCUCCAUCGCUGCUGCUACGGGUGUGCAUUCACGCCAGACCUCACUCACCAGUAACCAGAUAGCUGAAGAGAAGAAGGAAGAGAAGAUCUGGAAGGGAAGCAUAGGGCUGCUCUUGGGGAAGGAGCACCACGACCACCCAUCGGGCCCCUCGCUGCCUCCUCCACUGCCCUCUUUGUCCUGCAUGCCUGUCCUGGUGCCAGCAGCCUCCCACGCGAAAACGGGCAGCAAAGACAGCAGCACCCAGACGGACAAAAGCACUGAGCUCUUCUGGCCCGCUGCCGCCUCGUUCCCCGGCCGUGGACGACUGGGUACCACCCCGUCACACAGCCCGGCCCCACGGCCCCCAGGGACACGAGUGGCCAGCGAGAAACUGGAAAACUCAAGCCACGGGAAGCUGCCUGACAGCAAAGGCAGAGUGAGCAGCUUGCUCCACAAGCCCGAGUUUCCAGAUACGGACAUGAUGGAAGUCCUCAUCUGAGCAGAGGACGGCAUCUCUGGGGUUUUGCGUGCAUACAGCCAGGUCCAAGAUGGUCCUCCGUGUGCCAACCUUAAAAACUAACCCUGAGAGUUUGACGAAAGAUAGAGAAAGUUUUUGCCCAAAACGAAGCUUGAGUCUGAUAUGUUGAGACUUUGGACCAGGCAAGAAGUUUAGAGCGCUGAAGAGGAGCGAUGAAAUGAACGUCUGGGAUUUUCUGAGCAGAAAGGGGAGUUGAAAAUGGAAAGUGGCGUGAAAAGGGGAUCAUUGAGGGAAAAGAAAACUGCAUUUUCUGGUGUAAAGAGAAGGUGGCAAAGUUACAGACUGGGUGUGAACUGCUGCUCUGUUUUCCUGCCUCUCUGCAACCGGGACAGUGAGUGAAAUCCUGGCUCUUCUGAGGCCAGAGGGAGUUUCUGAAUAACCCAGGAGAAACUUGCAUCUUCCUCAGUAUCAAUUCACUUCUCAAAAGUAUUCACUGCUUAAUUUUGGUCCGUAGAUGUACAUGGCGGGUUCUUGUCGGUAUUUGUUUGAAGUGGUGUGGUGUGGUUUUCCUGGGCAGGCAGGUCAGGUGCCUCUUUCCUGGCUGGACAAGUGUUGCUCUUGGAGCUGGAUUUACAAUGCAAAUAUUCGUGUCUUGCAACCUCAGAGCUUGCUGAGACUUCUUUUUUUGGUAAGAGCAGUUGUUGGCUGGAAUUCCCAUGGAGGGUGAAAGUAGAGGUGGGGGAGGAGGACCCUGCUGAAGCAAUCCCUUUUGUAAGGAUGGGAAGCUUUCAGGAGGGGAAGUCCAGGAAGGAUCCCGGCAGCUCCCCAAAGGGCUGUGUGGUGCAGAAGCUCAUUCAGAGGGCGUUACGUGGGUGCAUUUCCAGUGGAGUUAAGCUGGGCUUGCAUGCUUUAAGUGUGCCACUCAUUCAUAGUAGUGGAAGAAUCAGUGUGUUUGUGGUAAGAACAGGAUUUUUCCUUAUUUUCAAUGCCUACAGCCAAUCCUACCAUCCUUGAGCAUACAGACCUGCCAUUCAAGCUGAUCUGACAUUAAGGGGUGUAGGAUCAGGCCGGGAAGGGUUUAACUGCAAAGCAAAGCAAAGCAUGAGCGUCAUCUGUUUUCUGUGCUGAGCUGCAGCUGCUUUUCACCUUGUUUUACCCAGGAUGGAACAUUUCCCAUUUUCAGCUUAGUCCCUGAAUUCUGUAGAGGUGGUGGCUGUCUGUAAGAAAGCCACCUCACCAGCUGUUUUACUCAUGGCAUACUAUUUGCUUCAUGCAUUGCACAUGCCGAUUGGGAAAUUUUUCUCUUUGAGGUAUUUUUGUAUUGGCUUUGGGAAAAAGGGUGAUGGGCUUUCAUGUGAAGCUGCCUAGCGUGAAAAACUGAUGGGUGCUGAUAGGUAUUGGAUCAGAGCCCUUGAUUGUGAAAACACCAGGCACUUUAAACUCUGCUUUCAACUGAAAACUGAAGUCCCUGCAACCUCAAAAAGCCUUCAGGGCCAGAGCCCUGUGCUAAAUACUGCCUGGCUGAUACUUUUUUUUUUUUUUAAAAUCGUUAUGUUAAAUCUAUGCACUUAUUUUUGCAUGUACAUAGAAUUAGACAUACGCUGGUGUCGCCCACUUUCUGAUUUUUGCACUUGUUAAACAAAGUAGUGGUAGGUAGGUUGUGCGGGCAAGUGAACUGUGUGUUUCGAGUAUUAGCAGCUUUGCAUUGUGAAACCAAAUGUGUAAAACCCUUGGAAGAUGUUGCGCAGCUUAAUAUAUGCUUUGUAAAAUAAUUUUAUUUUUUUCUCUAAAGUUAAUUUAAAGGUUGUAAUUGUUUGCAUAAAAGCCAGGCCCACGCGUGGCAGCAGCGCUGACCCACUUCUGUCGCCCUUCCUCGAGUGUCUGUGGUGGGAGCGGGGCAGGAGGAAGACCAAGGGAAUACAAGUAAAACAACAGUGAAUAUUUAAUUUCAUCACUUCUCUCCAAGAAAUAAGGUUACCCAGGUGCUUGGAAGUCCCUAAGCAUUUUAUUACCAGCUGUAUUAUUUCUUUCGAUGAAACUAUUUAAUAAUUUGUGUACAGGCAGACAGCCGGGCGUCUAGCAGAAAGUGUUGGAUCAGUGUGCGUGAUGUGGCUUGCAGUUACGUUUGGUAGUGGUGCAGCUCAGCUUCUCCAAGUCAGCUAGAGUACAGCACUCCUCCUUCUCCUCCUGGGGGAGACCACAGUCCCUCCAGUUUCUGGUAUCCCAAGGUGUGUUCAUAACCGAUGCUGCCCCGGGUUCAUGGUCACAUAUAGGAAACUGUUUGUUAGAGACUACGGUGUAGGCAACCUCUCGUUUGCUUUUGGAGUACCAGCUCAAAUAAACUCAAAGAUUUAUUCUCCUAAUUAUGUUGAAUUCAAGAGAUGUUAGUUUUCCUGGAGGGAAGUUCUGGAGGACCAGCGGGUCUCCCCCCAGCCCGAGAUCUAGCAGGACUUGCGUGGAGCACUACUGCCAUAAAUCAGCCCCUCUCAGUAGAGCGGUGCAACUCCAUUUGUGCUGGUUUUCCCAGCUCUUUGAACCAUUUUCUGUUUUGGGAAACUGUGCUGUAGCCAUUCCAGGUGACAUUGGUAACUAGUUGUAAAAUACUGUCAUUUUUUGUUGUCGUCGGUUGUAUAGAGAAGUUGGUGUACAGUGUUGUACAGCUGGAGGGUUAUUUGUACAUAGGGGGGGAAAUGAAGAACGUUACGUGUCACCCACAGCAAAUAUUGAUAUUGUUGGUCAGCCAAAGAUUUCUUAUUCUUUGCUGUUUAAACUUGUGCCUUAAUAUUGUAUAUAAUAA